This is a messenger RNA of Aureobasidium pullulans EXF-150, 3180 nucleotides long. RefSeq lists its product as uncharacterized. The transcript is spliced from 2 exons. Bases 377 to 2998 code for a protein of 873 amino acids. NCBI's taxonomy places the organism in Eukaryota, Fungi, Ascomycota, Dothideomycetes, Dothideales, Saccotheciaceae. The record is from RefSeq and is a predicted model, not a curated record.
CUGCAGACAGACGGAUCAAAGAGCGGUGUCAAACACAUAGGAAUGCGUUCAAUGGGAUCAAGGUGAAAGCGACAAGGUCUGACGCGGCUAGAAAAGGUAAGUCUCUGUCGGUAUUGUGAAGGAGUUCGAGGACGCGCGAUCGUCAGCUCCUUCCUUAUGCGCGCCCGCUCAGGCAUCCCUCCACGCUUCCUCUCACGCCGGCGACUCGCAUGUGGGGUGAGAUGCAUAUAUCCACCUGCCUACCCAAAUGAUCCCUCGGGCCUGCGCUUGUGUCUCCUCUAGUCUCGUACCUCUCCUACUAACUCCCUACCCUCUUCUGAUUUCUUCUCUUGUCCCUCUUUUGCAGCACAACAUUCUUCUUGGUUAGCCAGCCGGCAUGGCGUCCUGGGAGACUUACGACACUUCUCGUCCACGUUACGACGACUCUUACGGCAAGACACGACGCUCACGAAACGACUCAACUCUCGACCCCACAUACCAUGACUAUACGCAACCAUCCCUAUACCCUACCAUACCCACGAGAACCCGCAGUCGCGCACCCAGGAGUCGAGAUCACAGUCGAGCACCACGCCGAUGGCCGCCCCCACCGAGCGUCGAGGACGAGAAAGAGUCCCUGAGAAAGGAAUACAAUCCACAAGUCACAGACUAUGAUCGCAUUCCGUCAAGAGGCACUAUUGAACAAGAACCAUUGCUCAUUGAUGUGCCUGGCCACACUCCGGAUCGUCGCUAUGUCUGGGUUCCCUCUGCAAAGAAGUCUCCUGAAACACACUCCACGCCUCCUUCUAGUGAUGAUGAGCGAGCUAGACGCCGUGAAAGGCGCAAAGGUCCUCGAAUAGAAACAGCUGGCCUUCCUGAGAUGCGAAGAGAAGCCUCGCCGUAUGCCUGGAGCAAACCGACCCCUUCUUCCCAAACACAAAGGACUUCAGAAGGCCUAUACCUUUCUCCAGACACCAUCACCCCACCUGCUGUACCUAAGUCUACAACGUUUGACCGCCCACCGCCAACCAGCGCCUCUGGUCCACAGCAAUUCCCAACUAGAGGCAACUCUCCACCCCGUUCCACUUCAAAGCACGUGUACGAAGGACGUAGCACCGCCGAGUCACACCGAAGUGCAGACGAUCAUAUUCCCCAGAGAUCGUCAACCCGCUACUCUUGGUCCAAGCCAGAUCAGUCUCACUCGUCUCCUCCCACCCCGUUCAACCCUCCUGUGCGCGAUCCUUUGAGAAGGCAGUCAGGUCCUGUCGAAGGCUAUCCAAACCCAAACGACUAUUUGAAUAGGCCUGCACCCCCACCACAGGUCGUCAAUCUGCAGCAAUCUGAGAGACCAACAUACUAUCCUCGUCACGCUAGUGAAGGAAGCUACAACCCUCAGGACACUUCCUCGCCGCCACGCAACUCGAGUUCAGAUAAAGUGAAAGACACUUAUCCGCCCAGCAUCCCAAACUCAAGGCCUACAUCAAGAGGUGGUUCUACACAAUCAUCGCCUCAAUCUUCACCUCGGAUUGUGCAUCCUCCUGAGUAUCCUUGGAACAUGGGUUCAGCAGCUUCUACAACAGCGCGACGCGCUCAACCACCAUCUCGUCUUGCCGAGUCGACUUUGCCUAGAUCGCCACGUCCUCAGGCAUCGCGCUCUGUAUCUAGUCCAUACUCGCCGCUUCCCUAUCCGGACGACGACCGCCCAUUCGAGACCAUGCCCUCAGAAAGAGAUCACCAAUACUUUCCAGAACAGCCUAGCGGUCUGUUGCCGCCACCACUCAGCGAACCAGUGACGCGUGUCAAUACUCCGAAACAGCCAACACAAACUAGCCAUGUGCGGCCCACCGAUGAGAAAGCUGCGACACCUGGCACUUCAAGACGAGAUAGACCGAAAUCAGCUGACAUGUCGUCGACCACGAAGAAUACUCGAGGGGAGCAACUACCACCAUGCAAGCGAGUCAAGUACAUGGUCAAAUACGAUGAUUGGCUCAGCCUCGAAGGUUGCCCUGAUUUCAAUGUUUGUCCACGCUGCUUCAAGCAUGUGAUCGACAAAACACAGUUUGGGUCUGCUUUCAGACCAUUGCAGGCCAAUUCGCCGAGGAUGCCCAGAAGAUGCGAGUUCAGUAGCCCCUGGAUCCGGCUCGCUUGGGUGUUAACCACGAACAAUCGACAAAGUACACUGAACAUGAUGAAGGCGGUAUUCAAGGCUGAUGAGACUGAAGAGCCAUGCCCAGGGAUUGAAAGAGGUUGGUGCAACUGGUAUUCGAUUCGUGACAGAGAUGGACAUUUCCUCCGAAACUUCAUCGUUUGUCCAUCAGACGUCCAAAGGGUGGAACUACUGUUCCCUGGAUUCAGAGGACUGCUCGUGCCACUUCCCACUCGAUUCUCUUACGAAGACGACGACGACAUCCUGGGUCGGUUCUGCUCUCUUCGACCAGAAAACAACAACCGGUUUGCAGCCUACAUUGAUUGCUUGUUCCAGCUUCAUGAAGAUGCGGUGUCUGCCAAACGGUUACCCAUCAUGUCCGACUUUGUUACACUUGUCAGACAUAGAACUCGGCAACCGGAAUGCAUACGAGAUGACAAACUCGAAGGAGUUGACUGGUAUUUCGUCCCGUCCCUCGCACCGGCCAUGACGGUGUGUGAUGAGUGUUACAAUGACGUGGUGUUGCCAUGUUUGAGGGCAAACUCGGAUGUGGCUAUGAGGUUCAACCGAACAAAACAGCCGAUACGCAAUGAGGCCAGAGGAGGAUUAUCCUGCCAGCUUUACUCACGAAGAAUGAGGGAUGUGUUCCGAUAUGCCGUCGAGACGAAUGACAUGAGGUACCUGGCAAGGAAAGCAAAAGACAGAAAGGAAGUUGAGGAUGAUUUCCAGCGAAGAUGUGCAGACUUGAAGAUGGAGGCAGCACAGCUAAAAGGUCGCAGCGGGUAUGCGAUCAGCUCCAGAGCAGAGCAAGAGUUGGCGAAACUUCAACGAGAGAUUGAAGCAAUUGGCGAAACUUGGGAAGCGGAAUGGGAGUAGAUGGUAGUUGAAAAGCCGAGUAUACCUACUUUAGGUAUUGCAUUCGCAUGACGCCGGGCUCACAGGACGGUCAGAUAACCAAUUCUUGAUGGCCUAUGAAUUAUUCUUCUCUAUCUGUGAUUAAUUAAACAAACUGUGGGCACCCUUGGCACCUCCGGAUCGUGACCCCGGAUUUGGACCCC